AAUUUAUUUAUAUAGUUGUCCUUUGUUUAAAUAAAUAAAAUAAUAUUUUACAAGAAAAAAACAUUUUUAAAAAAUUAAUUGUGGAAAAUUUGAUAUAUGAAGUUCCGGUUGUAUUUGCGCUUAUAACCUAUAUUCAAGACAUGACAGUGGCUAUUGCAUAAUUAUGUACGUUCAAAGGCUAAAAAAGAUAAGAAACAUAUAACCAAAGGGAAAUAUUAAUUAAAAAUAUAUAACAAUGGCAGAUAACAAUACAAACAAUGAAACCCCUCUCAGAGAACAACUUAUAAAUACAGCAGUAAAAUUUCUGCAGAAUCCAAAAGUAACAGCUAGUCCAUUAAGUCAAAAGCAAGAUUUUUUAAAAAGAAAAGGUCUCACUGAUAUGGAAAUUCAAAGAGCUUGUGAUUUGGCAAAUUUAUCGCAAAAAUCAACAAAUCAAAAUGAAUACGCUGCUGUGACGAUACAACAACCUCCAGGACAAUUAUAUCCAUAUUAUCAUCAUCAUUCAUUUCAACCUAAUUUAUUUUUUAAAGUGAAAGAAUUUUUUAAUUUAGCUGCUUUAAUUGGUGCCACUACUUAUUGCGUUUAUUGGUUUUAUAAGAAAUUCAUUGCACCUUUGUUGUUCGGACGUAAAAAACCUGAUCCUCCAAAAGACUCGGUGAAGGAAUUAGAUCAAACAAUUCAACGUUCCAUGAGAGAAGUUAAAGAAUCUCUUUCAAAAGUCGAGGUCGAUGUUCAAAAUUUGGCAAAAAGUCAUUCAGUCGAUCCAACGAUUCCUCAGCUGGUGCAAGAAUUAAAACAGGAUUUAGCUAGUUUAAAAUCGUUACUUCUCUCCAAAAAACAAUUUCCAAGUGCACCGCCUUCAAUUCCUGCUUGGCAAUUGCAUACUGCAAAUCAAAGUCAAGAAAAAUCUGCAGAACGUGAAGACGAUGCUGGUAGCGGAAGCAGUACUAAUAACUCGGACAGUUCUUUGGAAAUGAUUCGAGAAGAUCCACCCAAAGAAUAAAAUAAACAAUAAACAUUUUGGCUUCCAGUUUUGUUUUGUUUUUCUAAUUACAUCAGAAACACUGCCAGUGCGAAACACAAAGAAAAUUCUAUGUUUAUUUCGGUGUUAUUAUUAUUAAACUCAGAUAAAUUGUAUAUUUCCAAUUAAACACCGAAAUAUUAUUAUUAUUAUAUAUAUAUAUAUAAGAAUUUCAAUAUACAUUAAAAUCAAAUGUACAUACAAAACAGUGGCAGUACAAAAUCAAGACCCGUAAAUUGCGUGUGUUUUUUUUUUAUUAUUUUUAUUUUAGAAAAUAAACUAAGUGUUUUCUUUUUCUUACGUACCUAAUAAAAAGUUUUUCUUGUUUUUUCUCUGUA
Molecule: messenger RNA, 1359 nt
Organism: Leptopilina boulardi
Lineage: Eukaryota; Metazoa; Arthropoda; Insecta; Hymenoptera; Figitidae
Gene: Pex14
Product: peroxisomal membrane protein PEX14
Exons: 5
Coding region: 236-1003 (255 amino acids)
Biological process (GO): protein import into peroxisome matrix, docking
Cellular component (GO): peroxisomal importomer complex; peroxisomal membrane
Molecular function (GO): signaling receptor binding
Source: RefSeq, a predicted model, not a curated record